Molecule: messenger RNA, 2811 nt
Organism: Penicillium cosmopolitanum
Lineage: Eukaryota; Fungi; Ascomycota; Eurotiomycetes; Eurotiales; Aspergillaceae
Product: Mechanosensitive ion channel family
Exons: 2
Coding region: 1-2811 (936 amino acids)
Biological process (GO): intracellular calcium ion homeostasis; calcium ion transmembrane transport
Cellular component (GO): membrane
Molecular function (GO): calcium ion binding; calcium channel activity
Source: RefSeq, a predicted model, not a curated record
AUGUCAAGCCCCGUGGACCACAAACGAAUCAUCCAUGUCCAAGAACAACAUCAACAUGGAGAACACUCGUCCAUCCAAGAAUCCCCAACCUCCGACGAGGGUACCUAUGUGAACGAGUCCUCCGAAUCGCGUAACCCGAACAGCCUCAAAGUCGAUACGGCCCUCUAUCCCGAUGGUGCACCCCCCAUGAGCACUCCCUCCGCUCGCCGUGAACAAGCCACUCGUUUGGAGGAUGACUUGACCCUCCUCCAGGCCGAGCGUGUCGCAUCCCGCUCUACUCAGGGCGAGACGGGCGAAAAUGGCGACCACCACUCUAUCAGCCGGACCCGAUCGCGUCGCAGCGAGGCCGUCGAUGAGUUUGACGAGGCCACCAACCCUCUCCAUGAGAAGGCCGCCAUCUACAAACCCCCCAAGAGUCCCAAUACCAAGCUGUCCGCCUUUGUGAAGCGGAUUCACCAGUCUAGCUUCCUCGUUCGCUAUCUCACCUAUAUCGUCCCCAUGGUUCUCCUCAUUAUGAUCCCCCUCUUGGUCGGCGCCCUCCAGUUUCCCAAUACCAGUGUUGGAGGUGUGAAAUUGAUGUGGUUCUCCAUUUGGCUCGAGAUUGUUUGUGUCUUCACCAACAACGCGAAGAAAUGGCGCGACAUGGCCAAGCAGCUUGAGAUUCACUUCGCCCUGUUUCUGUGGUGGCUCGGCAUCGAAAUUUCUUUCCUCCCCACGAUGAAGAACCACCAUGUUGAUGGCGACAAGGGGACUCGCAGCUGGGAGAACACUCUCAACAAGAUCAUCAUUGUGAUUUUCGUCUGGACGAUUCUCAACUUGAUUGAAAAGGUCAUUAUCCAGCUGAUCGCCAUUAGUUUCCACCUGCGCACCUACGCCGAUCGCAUUGAGAUCAACAAAUUCCAGAUCGGCAGCUUGGUGAAACUAUACCAAUGGUCGCGCGCCCAGAUCGAGGAGGAGGAUGAUGCUUUCCAGGAGAUCAAUCAGGAUCAAUCCGGCUCGGGCACCAAGACUCCGCUGCACUACGCCGGAAAGGCCGGUCGCGCCGCCCAAAAGGUUGCCGAAAAGGUCGGUAACAAGGUCGGUGAUGUGGCUGGUGGCGUCGUUUCGGAUUUCACCGGUCGCAGAGUCAAGAACAGCGGCGACCCUUACCAAGUCAUUCUGACUCUUCUCCGUUCCACCUCCGGUUGCCAGGUUCUGGCCCGUCGCCUUUACCGUACUUUUGUCCGUGAUGGCUUCGACACUGUUUUCUCCGGCGAUUUGAAGGAGGCCUUUGACAACAAUGAAGAAGCCGAGGCUGCUUUCGUCAUGUUUGAUCGCGACAUGAAUGGUGAUAUCUCCAUGGAAGAAUUGGAAGCUGUGUGUGUCGACAUUGGCCGUGAGCGCAAAUCCAUCACCGCUUCGCUGAAGGAUCUGGACUCUGUCGUUUCCAAGCUGGACGAUGUUUUCAUGUUCUUUGUAUUCGUCAUUGUUAUCAUUGUCUUCCUCUCGCUGAUCUCGACCUCCGCCGCUGGUGUCCUCACCUCUGCUGGUUCCACCAUUCUGGCUCUCUCUUGGCUGUUCUCUGCCACCGCACAGGAAUUCCUGCAAUCCAUCAUCUUUGUUUUCGUCAAGCACCCCUUCGAUGUCGGUGACCGUGUCACUAUCUACGGUAACGCCGGUGAUGCCGGUCUGGGCGACGACUACUUCGUGAAGGAGAUCACUCUUCUCUACACCGAGUUCAAGAAGAUGCAAGGCCACGUCGUCCAAGCUCCGAAUAGUUAUCUGAACGGACUCUUCAUUCUCAACCAGCGCCGUUCCGGAGCUCUCGCCGAAGCCGUCCCCAUCAUCAUCAAGUACGGCACAACUAUCGACCAACUCGACGGUCUUCGUCAACGCCUGCUGGAAUUUGUCCGCAGCGAGAAGCGCGAUUUCCAGAGCAAUAUUCUCACCGAGCUGCGCGCCGUUACCGAGAACUUCUCCGUCACCCUGAACGUAGUCUUCUUCUACAAAUCCAACUGGCAAAACGAAGGUCUCCGCCUGCAACGCCGCAACAAAUUCAUCUGCAUGCUCAUGAUCGCCUUGCAAGAGAUCGGCAUCGAGGGCCCUCGCAUGAACCUCCAAGGCGCCAAUGUCGACUACCCCGUCCACAUCAACUACGGCCAACCAAUGGUCGCCCCGCCCCUGCACAGAGAAGAUCCUACCGAACCCGAAGAAGUUCCCAUCGGCGAACCGGGCAGCCACUCAAUCCCCGAAAACACCAGCGUCAGCAGCGGCACCGCUGCCCGCCACCCCUCCAUUCUGCGAAAGGGCAUGAACACCGCAGCUGCCCGCGCCCGCGGUGCCUCAACAUCGCGCAAACACGUCGACUUCUCCCUGGGAAUGGCAAAUCUCUCCUCAAACGACGUCAUGGGCGACGUAUUCGAAGACCGCUCCGUGCGCAUCGACGAUGUGGUCCGCACAUCAAACCGCGAAGCCACAGAGCGCCGCAUGCAGAAUCUCGCCGAGGAGGAAGAAGAGCGCCGAACCAGCCGCAGUGCCAGCGCCAGUACUGGCGCUGCCUCGUCACACCGGGGCAGUCGGCGCCCGUCGAAUUUGACUACCACCACCACGUACGAGGGUCGGCUUUCAACCGACGCGCACAGCGUCAGGAGUGGAGCUUCGUCUGCGAGAAAUCGCUUCUUCCGUCAUCGCAGCAGUGUCAGUCGCGAUGGGAACGAUUUGGAGUCUGGGCGCGAUAUUUCGCCCAGUGCGCCUGUUCCUGUUUCGGGCGCGCAGGAUGGUCACCAUCCGCAUGUGCAGGUGCAUGAUCAUGAUGAGAAGCAUAUGCAAUAA